AUGCUUCUAAAAGGUGUUUUAUUUUUCGCUCUUUGUGCACUCUUCCAAAUUGGUUCUGCUGCCAUUCGCGAGGCUCAAUCGGUCCGAGUACAAGGAUCUCUAACAUGCGAGGGACGACCGUAUCCGGGAGCAAAAGUAAAACUCUACGAUCAUGAUACUUUCACUCUGGAUGACAAAAUGGCUGAAACGGAGACCGACUCGAGAGGAUAUUUCGAUAUUUCAGGCACAGAAAACGAGCUCACACGACUCAAUGCAAAAUUCAAUAUCUAUCACAGAUGUCGAAAAACAGUUCCAAUUUGCUACUACAAAGCCUCUUUUGCAAUUCCAUAUGAUUAUGUGACAAGUGGACAACAAGCGUCAAAGAUCUUUGACGCUGGAACGAUUGAGCUAUCGAUUUUGAAGAAAGAUCGAGAUUGUAUUAAU
Mesorhabditis belari is the source of this 423-nucleotide messenger RNA. NCBI's taxonomy places the organism in Eukaryota, Metazoa, Nematoda, Chromadorea, Rhabditida, Rhabditidae. The record is from the annotation of a GenBank genome assembly.